CUUCUCUGUCCUCUUUCCCUGGUUUGUCGCUGAGCGAAAGCCUGUUGUUGCUGCUUACAUCCUACUCUCUUCCACUUCGUACAUAUUUCCUCGUUGCAAAUAACUUACUCAAAAUGGAUAAGAUUAAGGAGGUGAGUGUCAACCUGUCCCCCUCUUACCCCCCCUGUUGGCGGGGUAGCUUACAACCUACUGCCCCAAAUGUCCACAUGCACACCACCUAUGGUCUUGCCUCAACAUCUUGAUCCUGCAUAUUUCUGCUGCAGGAUAGUUCUCAUAAAUGGAAAAAAGCAAAAUUAACUUUCCUGAGAUGCACACUGACCUUGGCUGGUCUAGAGAAUGAACAACCUCCGCCUGGAGGCUGAGGAGGCUCAGGAGAAGGUCGAAGAACUCAAGACCAAGGUGAAGACGUUGGAGCAGGAGAACUUGGCCAAGGAGCAGGAAAUUACAUCCCUCAACCACCGGAACCAGCUUCUGGAGGGUGAGGUGGAGAAGCUUGAGACUGCCCUUAAGGAGGCCAAGGACGCUGCCAACCAGGGUGCUCAGCACGAUACCCAGAACGAAGCUCUCCAGAGACGUCUCCAGCUUCUGGAAGAGGAGGCCGAGGAUGCCGACAAGAACUUGCGCGAGACGAACGAGAAGCUCCGCCAAACCGACGUCAAGGCUGGUCACUACGAGCGCAAGGUGCAGGCUCUCGAAGCGUCUCGCGACCAAUGGGAGAGCAAGUAUGAGGAGAUGGCUAAGAAGUACGCCGAGCUGCAGAAGGAUCUCCACGAGCUCGAGGUCUCCAUUAGCAAUGUCUAAAGGCCAGGGUGGCGCAGAAUACCGGCAACAGGGGGCCCCAGCUUUUUUUCCUACAUAUACUAUCCUUUUAGCUUUCUAUCCCUGCACACCACAGCCUGAUUUCUUUCGUUCCUGUCGGCAGGAAGCGGCUUUGGCAGUCUCUGUCCGUCUUGUCAUCUAGCUGGCUUUGUUAUUGUUCCCAUCAACCGGUUUUCCGCUCGUCCUCGCAACCUUGUCUAUUCUUCCACUCGACGUCAAACAUUUCAUCGUUACCAGAAGGUACAUAGAGUAUAUUUAAUAGGAGUGUCCAUGUGCAUUAUCACCAUCUGUUGAUUAAAUUCAAGUCAAGUCCACUCACGAUCGCUCGCGUCGGGCGUUUGCCUUCCUCGAUUUAGAUGCGCGCUCCUUCAUUCUGGUUACCUUGCGCUCUUCCUUGCUU
Molecule: messenger RNA, 1219 nt
Organism: Aspergillus fijiensis CBS 313.89
Lineage: Eukaryota; Fungi; Ascomycota; Eurotiomycetes; Eurotiales; Aspergillaceae
Product: tropomyosin
Exons: 2
Coding region: 337-801 (154 amino acids)
Source: RefSeq, a predicted model, not a curated record